GUAUCACCUUAUCUUAGCAUAAAAAAGCUUUAAAAAUUCGGUGCUCCCGAAAAUCGCAGUAUUACUUGACUACUUAUACGUGUAAAUGGAGUGAAAUUCGUUAAUCCACCUAAUAACCUAUUUUAGUUUUUUCAUUCAACAAUAAGCUCAUUCUUGGAACUACCCCAAUGUAUUUACUCAUCAGCCUUCUGCUUGUAAUUUCGAGCACUAUUAAUGCAUUCGAAGACAGAAUUAAAGUAGAAUCAAAUUACAUAUUUGUCAAAUAUGAGCACGAAUUGAAAGGAGAAAAAUCAGGAUUCCAUCACUACAUCGACAUCGGAAUAUUCGACCGCGUAACUCCGGCAAAUUGUACAAAGGAUGCAGACUCAUUCUGCAGACAAUGGGGAGAUUUCGCAAAACUCCAAAUUACAAAAAAAGACAGCAAAUGUGAACGAUACGAGCUGACUACAAAAUACGAAAAACCAUUACAAGUACGUUUCGAUACAUCGAACGUUUAUUUGUAUGGCGGUCCGGAGCAAGAUUUGCAGAGUUGGCCAGCAGACUUCAUCGAAUACAAGAAAUACUCUUACGUGACGAAAGAACUAGACAGUCAGUCUGUAUUAGAGCCCUUAUGGUUGGUCACCAAUGGCAUGUAUUUAUACGUCGAUCAAAACACGCCUUUGUUCAUAAGUCAAAACAAAAACAAACGAUAUUUCGAACUGAUUGCCUCCAGAGAGCCUCCUUAUGUGAGGAGCAGUGGCGUAACUGAGCUUAAAUACACACUGUGUAAAUUGGAUAAUAUAAAGGAAGCAUAUAAACACGCUAUUGAUAACGUACUCGGUAAACCGAGCGGUGCACCUGAUGACAGAAUGGUAAGGUUUCCUAUAUGGUCAACUUGGGCUAAAUACAAGGCUAAAAUAGAUACCGCCACCGUGAUGGAGUAUGCGAACCUAAUCUCUGAGAGCGGAUUCCCGAAUAGUCAGUUGGAAAUCGAUGAUAAUUGGGAAUCGUGUUACGGAAGUUUGACCCCAAAUACAAACAAAUUCAAAGAUUUUAAGGGUUUAGUUGAAAAACUGAAAAAAAUGAAUUAUCGAGUAACCCUUUGGAUACACCCGUUUGUGAACUUGGAUUGUGAACCAUAUCACACCGAAGGGGUGAAGAAAGGGUAUUUUGUACGAAACCCGGCUGGGUCAGUUUCAUCGAAGUGGUGGAAUGGACCAGCUAGCGUGAUUGAUUUCACGAAUCCGGAAGCGAAGAAAUGGUGGCACGACAGAUUGGAGAUAUUAAGAAAAGAAGCUGACGUCGAUUCUUUUAAAUUUGACGCUAUCGAAAGUACUUUUGUUCCUUCGCCCCCAGUAUUCUAUAAAAUGGAAGGAGACCAUCCGGAAACCAAUUUAAAGCAUUAUAUCGAGGCUGCGGCUGAAUUUGGUCCAAUGGUAGAGGUACGAGAUGCGAGAGGCACUCAAAAACUUCCGAUUUUUGUACGAAUGAUAGAUCGUGAAUCGAACUGGGAUGGACGUUUGGCACUUAGCACGCUGAUACCUACUUUAUUACUAAUGAAUAUUUUGGGAUAUCCUUUCGUGUUGCCUGAUAUGGUUGGAGGUAAUGGUUACAACGAAAUAAUAUCGGAUGAGCUGUUUACCAGAUGGUUGCAGGCUAGUGUCUUCAUGCCAUCGAUACAGUUUUCCUAUUUGCCCUCGGAUUAUGGAGAUUUGGGAACUCGAAUGGCUAAAAAAUUUGUCAACUUACAUAUACAAUAUGCAGAUAAAAUAAUAGAAACUAUGAAAAAUUCAGUCAAAUAUGGCACCCCAGUUAAUCCUCCUCUGUGGUGGAUUGAUCCUACGGAUCCCGAAACCUAUCUAAUAGAUUCUGAAUUUUUAUUGGGUGAAGACAUCCUCGUGGCUCCUGUGGUACAACAAGGAGCACGAAGUCGAGAUAUCUAUUUACCCAAAGGAUAUUGGAAAGAUGAAGUGAAGAAAGAUAGUGAAAUAAUCGAAGGCCCUGUUUGGCUUUACAACUAUCCUGCUGAUAUCGAAGUAUUACCAUAUUUUACCAAAGUAUCGGCUCCUCCUCAUAAGAAAGAUGAUACUGACAAUAAGAAAAGUCGUGCUGACAUCACGAUGCCAACUUUGGCAAUGGUUUUUAUAACUUAUAUUUUUUGUCAAUUAUUGAACUUUAGAUCAUAGAAAUGUGAGGUAAUAUUCUCGUGAAAUAGUCAGUAAAUUUUUCUUUUUUCAUUUUAAAAUUAUCACUUAAAAAACUCGUAAGAAUUGUAACCAUCAAAUAAAAUUCCAACUUACCAUAUACCAAAGCAUUCGAUAAUUUUCAGCUCAUUUUAAACUUGAACCAACAAAAUUUGAAUUUUUCCACUCAAACUACAACAAACUGUCCACAAAACUUACCUACCACUUGUACAUUCUAUGAACUCUAAGUCACAGGCACACACUGCUUCUAAUUAUUCAUUGUUACUUGCCACCACGACAUACCAAUCCCUAUAUAAUCCGAGCUAAUUUAACAAAAAAAAAAAAUGACAAUUACCUACUCAUAUUUAUGCAAAUAGCUUGUGCCUGGAAAAAGAAAGACCUAUAAAAAAAAUACCUAUUCCGAAUAAUUUAAUUAUACGAGUAAAAGUAACCUCAUUAUAAAUACGAAUACAACCAAAACGAUUACCUAACUUCUCGAUCCUUUUUACACAUUUUUGGCAAUACAAAAAAGAGCACAACAUCGCGGAUGUUUUCAAUAAAAUAAUGAAUACGAAUAAUGAAUUAUCCAGCGAAGCGUGAAAAAUUGAAAAUUUGUCUGUAGGUAGGUAGGUACCGGAGAAAAAAAAGUCAAGGAUGUUUUUUGAAGUCUCUCCGAUACAGGUACCAAACAAAUGGAAUACUUUUAUGUUCGUGUUCGGGUGUUCAAUGCUGAUUUUGUUUCGUGUACUAAAUCUAGUUUCAGCAAUAAAUUUUUUUUAAUCGAA
This is a messenger RNA of Planococcus citri (citrus mealybug), 2947 nucleotides long. RefSeq names its product myogenesis-regulating glycosidase-like. Bases 168 to 2165 code for a protein of 665 amino acids. Lineage: Eukaryota; Metazoa; Arthropoda; Insecta; Hemiptera; Pseudococcidae. Gene Ontology annotation, molecular function: hydrolase activity, hydrolyzing O-glycosyl compounds. The transcript is spliced from 5 exons. The record is from RefSeq and is a predicted model, not a curated record. Gene Ontology annotation, biological process: carbohydrate metabolic process.